Chlorocebus sabaeus (green monkey) is the source of this 3344-nucleotide messenger RNA. RefSeq names its product forkhead box D3 (gene FOXD3). Gene Ontology annotation, molecular function: DNA-binding transcription factor activity, RNA polymerase II-specific; RNA polymerase II cis-regulatory region sequence-specific DNA binding. Gene Ontology annotation, biological process: regulation of transcription by RNA polymerase II; cell differentiation; anatomical structure morphogenesis. Lineage: Eukaryota; Metazoa; Chordata; Mammalia; Primates; Cercopithecidae. The record is from RefSeq and is a predicted model, not a curated record.
CUGUUAUUUUACGUCGUUUUUAUUUCUCUCGGCAACUAUUCUAAUAGAUUAAUCAAUAGCCAUUUUCUGACCUUCGGGAACCCCAGCUGAUGCUGUUUGUGGCCGCAUGAAAAAAUACAUACAGGAAAACACGCUCGCAUCCAGCCGGGAAAGAGCAGGCAGGACCUAAGUGGUUUGGUUGAGGGAGGGGGAAAAAGACAUCUCAGCAGGUGUCUUCCCCAGAAUGAGCACUGAGGCCAGAGGGGGAUCUGAAGUCUAAUUAGCAGGAGGGAGCCGGGUGCGCUGCUCUUACUCUUUAAAGCUAAAAACAAUAAAACAAAAGGCAAAACAGAGACUAAGUUUUGCUUUUCAAAAGACGGUAUGGGAACCUCGUUCUAGGUCGCCUGUCCCUGUCUAAGGAGUGUGGCAAAGGGGGGCAGAGAAGGGGGAAUGGAGAGGGGGCGGGGAAGGCAGGGCAGCGACAGUCGCACAGUCCCGCGGACGCUCUCAGGCCCACGCCCUCACUCGCUCACACCCACCCACACUCACACCCACCCGCUCCCUGGGUCCCAGGGCCCGGCUCCAGCCUGGGCGGGGGGUCUCCGGGCGGACCGGAGCGCCCUCGGGGCCCGGGGGAUGCUGGCGCACAGUGCGGAGCGGAGUUGCGCGUCUCUGGUCCCUUUGUUGACAAUUCCCUGAACCAACUUGAGUUUGGCCGGUUCCGCCGCGGCCCUGACGUCACGCACGGUCACGUGGCCCCGCCUCCCGCUGGAUCUUUAAGUAGAAAGUAAUCUAUCAGGCCAGUCCUUAAAACGGGACUUUCGACUACCGGGGCUUCGGCGUCCCUGACACCCAGCCCCCUGCCCCCCCGCUACUGCCCCUGCCCGCGCCCUCCCGAGCUGCUCGGCGCCCGGCGUCCCGCGCCCGCCUGGACCGCUCCUGCGCCCCACGCCAGGGCCAGAGGCCGAGGAAGGCCGGCUAAGUGAGGGGGCGCGGCGUGGAGAACUGCCGGGGCCGGGAGUGGUAGCGAGCGCCUAGUACCGAGCGCCAGGGACGGCAGGAGUUCGCGGAGCGCGGCCGCUGGGGGCGGACGGCAGAGCCCGCGCCGCGCGAUGCGGGGCCGCCGAGUGUGAGCUGAGCCGAGCGGGCCCCAAGCCACCUGCGGCCCCCUCCCCUCUCCCUGCCCCCCAUCUUUCGGGGGCACUCAAACCCUCUUCUCCUGAGCUCCGCGGCAGCCCCCGACCACCCCCAUCGCCCUCUGCCCCCUCCCCGCCGCCGCUACCAACCCCGAGGAGGGAUGACCCUCUCCGGCGGCGGCAGCGCCAGCGACAUGUCCGGCCAGACGGUGCUGACGGCCGAGGACGUGGACAUCGAUGUGGUGGGCGAGGGCGACGACGGGCUGGAGGAGAAGGACAGCGACGCGGGUUGCGAUAGCCCCGCGGGGCCGCCGGAGCUGCGCCUGGACGAGGCGGACGAAGUGCCCCCGGCAGCACCCCAUCACGGACAGCCUCAGCCGCCCCACCAGCAGCCCCUGGCAUUGCCCAAGGAGGCGGCCGGAGCCGGGGCCGGACCGGGGGGCGAGGUGGGCGCGCCCGAGGCGGACGGCUGCAAGGGCGGUGUUGGCGGCGACGAGGGCGGCGCGAGCGGCGGCGGGCCCGGCGCGGGCAGUGGUUCGGCAGGAGGCCUGGCCCCGAGCAAGCCAAAGAACAGCCUGGUGAAGCCGCCCUACUCGUACAUCGCGCUCAUCACCAUGGCCAUCCUGCAGAGCCCGCAGAAGAAGCUGACCCUGAGCGGCAUCUGCGAGUUCAUCAGCAACCGCUUCCCCUACUACCGGGAGAAGUUCCCCGCCUGGCAGAACAGCAUCCGCCACAACCUCUCACUCAACGACUGCUUCGUCAAGAUCCCCCGCGAGCCGGGCAACCCGGGCAAGGGCAACUACUGGACCCUGGACCCGCAGUCCGAGGACAUGUUCGACAACGGCAGCUUCCUGCGGCGCCGGAAACGCUUCAAGCGCCACCAGCAGGAGCACCUGCGCGAGCAGACGGCGCUCAUGAUGCAGAGCUUCGGCGCCUACAGCCUGGCGGCGGCGGCCGGCGCUGCGGGACCCUACGGCCGCCCCUACGGCCUGCACCCGGCGGCGGCGGCCGGUGCCUAUUCGCACCCGGCAGCGGCGGCGGCCGCGGCGGCUGCGGCAGCGCUCCAGUACCCGUACGCGCUGCCGCCAGUGGCGCCGGUGCUGCCUCCCGCCGUGCCGCUGCUGCCCUCGGGCGAGCUGGGCCGCAAAGCGGCCGCCUUCGGCUCACAGCUCGGCCCGGGCCUGCAGCUGCAGCUCAAUAGCCUGGGCGCCGCCGCGGCCGCUGCGGGCACAGCGGGCGCCGCGGGCACCACCGCGUCGCUCAUCAAGUCCGAACCAAGCGCACGGCCGUCGUUCAGCAUCGAGAACAUCAUAGGUGGGGGCCCCGCGGCUCCCGGGGGCUCGGCGGCGGGCGCUGGGGGCGCCGGCGGCACUGGGGGUUCCGGGGGCGGCAACACGGCGCAGUCAUUUCUGCGGCCACCCGGGACCGUGCAGUCGGCAGCGCUCAUGGCCACGCACCAACCGCUGUCGCUGAGCCGGACGACUGCCACCAUCGCGCCCAUCCUGAGCGUGCCGCUCUCCGGACAGUUUCUGCAGCCCGCAGCCUCGGCCGCCGCCGCUGCAGCCGCCGCCGCUCAAGCCAAAUGGCCGGCGCAAUAGGGACGCGCCAGUGGCCGGUACCCAGGGCCCGGCGGCGGCCUCGAGCGGCAGCUGCACCUCCAGGCUGCGCGCCCCGUCCCGAGCCCGGUCCCGGUCCCGCUGCCCAAUCCUGGACUCUGCCUCUCCCCCAUUUCCUUUCCCCUGAGCCCCCAACGCCUACCUUCCGCGGCCUCCACCCCCUCGCGCACACUUAAGCUGGUCGAGCAAACUCACCGCGUGCCCGCCGGGAAUAGCUUUCCAUACAGGUAAAACCGAAAACCGAAUUUUCCAAAAAUGCACCCCGACGGCGCCUGCUCUUAGUACCGUGGGGAUGGGAGGGAAAUUCUUUGUAUAUAUUUGUAAAAAAAUUAUUGACUUUCCUUUUGGGGUUUUUAUUUUUUUAAGAAAAAGCAAAUUCCGUAGAUUUAGAGCUCUGAACUUUCAUUUUUUUUGAAGGUUCACUCUCCGAAGUUUUAUCUGAGAAAAGAAUGUAUAGAGACGUUGGGAGAUUUUAAAUAUAAAAAAUUUUCAAAAAGGCAAAAAGUGUCAUUCUAUUAUAAAAGUCUGUUUAUAUAUGAAUGAAUAUAUAUGGUAUUCUAAAUGUUAUUCCAUCGUGUUGUACACAACUUUGUAAAUAAAUUUUUAAAAUGCC